AUGACCAACUCCAGCACCAAGCGCGUGUCAUAUUUCUACCAUCCUGAGGAAGGGCACUUUUACUAUGGCCCUGGUCACCCAAUGAAGCCGCACCGCAUGAAACUAGCUCACCAUUUGGUGGUGAAUUAUGAUUUGUACCGCAAAAUGGACAUUUUUGAGCCACAUAUUGCUUCGGCCGAGGAGAUUAAGAAUUUUCACGCGCCAGAUUACGUUGACUUUUUGCAGCGUAUCAGCCCUAGUAAUCAGAAAAACUUGGUUCCGGAGCUUCAGAAAUUCAACUUGGGCGAGCUGACGGACUGUCCAGUAUUUGACGGCAUUUUCGACUUUUGCCAAAUCUAUUCGGGAGGCACGUUAGAUGCUGUAAGUCGACUGAAUCACGGACAAUGUGACAUUGCCAUCAAUUGGGCAGGGGGUCUGCACCACGCCAAAAAGUCGGAAGGAUCAGGAUUCUGUUACGUAAACGACAUUGUGCUGGGUAUUUUGGAACUGCUAAAAUACCACCCGCGCGUUCUUUACAUUGAUAUUGAUGUGCACCAUGGUGACGGCGUUGAAGAAGCUUUCUACGUGACAGACCGGGUGAUGACUGUAUCGUUUCACAAGUACGGAGACUUUUUCCUGGCACAGGCGAUAUUAAGGUUUUGUGGACCCACGACUGCUGAUUCAGAUAUCGGCACCAAAAACGGCAAAUAUUACGCUGUUAAUUUCCCGUUGCUGAGCGGCAUGGACGAUGCAAGUUACGAAAGCGUUUUUAAACCGGUGAUUCAAAAGGUGAUGGAGACGUUCGCUCCCUCGGCUGUAGUGCUGCAGUGCGGUGCGGACUCGCUUACAGGAGAUCGACUUGGCUGCUUUAAUGUCACUACUAGGGGUCACGGCGAAUGCGUCAAGUUCGUAAAAAGCUUUGGCCUGCCGAUGCUGGUGCUGGGAGGUGGUGGAUACACGAUCCGCAAUGUUGCCAGGGCAUGGGCUUACGAGACGUCGAUCCUGUUGGACGAAGAGGUGUCGAACAAUAUCCCGUACAACGAUUACUUCGAGUUUUACGCUCCGAAUUUCAAACUGCAUCUCGAGCCGGAUCCGGACCUUGAUGAUGCAAACUCGAGGGAGUAUUUAGACGAGUGCAAGAACAAGAUCUUUGAGAAUCUUCGGGCUCUAACGGGAGCGCCAAGCGUUCAAAUGAGUCAAGCCCCUCCGACGCAUAUGCUGCGCGAGGAAGACGAAGAUGCAGCAGAUCCGAACUCGCGCAUGGACAACGACGGGAGACGGCAGCACGAAGCUGAAUUCUAUCGAGAUGACAAAGACCAGCGAGGAAAUGACGACGAUGAUGUUGACAGUGCUAAAGGAUCAGGCGGUCCUCAUCACGCUACAGAAGCGGACAAUACGGCACCGGACGUCAUUCCGAUGGAUAUGGAUUAG
This is a messenger RNA of Peronospora matthiolae, 1410 nucleotides long. The record is from the annotation of a GenBank genome assembly. Lineage: Eukaryota; Oomycota; Peronosporomycetes; Peronosporales; Peronosporaceae.